Messenger RNA from Vigna radiata var. radiata (mung bean), 2123 nucleotides. RefSeq lists its product as uncharacterized. The record is from RefSeq and is a predicted model, not a curated record. Lineage: Eukaryota; Viridiplantae; Streptophyta; Magnoliopsida; Fabales; Fabaceae. The coding region runs from base 718 to 1422 and encodes 234 amino acids. The transcript is spliced from 2 exons.
UGGAGGGUUUGAUAAGAUCCAACGGCCCUAAUUAUCUGUGGCGUGAGAGCCGCAAGAAGCUUCUAGAUGUAAAUGGCUCCUCCUUCCCACUCCCAUUCAAAUACAGAUCUUACUGCCUUUUCUAGUCUAUAUGAGAUCAGAGAGAGGGCAGAGGCAAAUUACACGUUUGUGCGUAAAUCUAACGGAAUUCUUCGUAACCUCGUUCCUCUCUUCUGCGUUAGAUUCACGCACAAACUUGCCAUUUCCCUUUUCUUUAUUAGCUUUCAUUUCGUAAGUAUAACUUGCUUUCUUGCAUUCCACUUCCGAUUCGGAUUUCUCUCUUUACCGUCUCUCAAACGAUGAUGUCGAAGCUGGGUUUCUAGUUGCGCUGUGGUGUAUAGUGUGUUUUGUGCGAUGGAGGGUGACAUAGAAGUUAUUAUUCACCAUGGGGGCAAGUUGGUAAUGGAAGGGUGUCUGAGGUAUGAAGGAGAGUGUGAUAGUAUGUAUUUUGACCCUGACUACUGGAGUUACUACGUAGUCGUGAGUGUAGUAAAAGCGUUUGGAUAUGUAGAAUUUCAGGACUUGUGGUAUUCGGUUGGAUGUGGUCCUAUAUUAGAUGGUAAGUUAGAAGCAUUGUGUGAUGAUGUAGGAGCUAUGUAUAUGGUGAAUUUAGCUAGGUUAAAUGGUCGAGUGCAUUUAAAUGUUGUGCAUUGUAUGUCUUAAGGUGAUGUAAUUCAGAUGAUUGAAUAUAAUGUACAUGAAGAACAGUUAGAUGAUGGGAUACAACAUGAAGGUGGUGAGAGUGCAAAGUUGGAUGUCGACAGAAUAGCAGUUGAGGUUGAUGGUGAGGAAGUAGAAAUUGAUGUUGGUGAGGGUGAGGGAAUAGAGCUUGAUGAAGCUAUUAAUGAGAGAAUAGAAGUUGUUGAUGGUGAGGAAGAACAAGUUGAUGUUCGUGAGAGUGAGGGAAUAGAAGUGGAUAAUCAUAUUGAAGAAGUACAAGUGGAUGUUGGUGAGAGUGAGGGAAUACAAAAUGAGGAAGGUCAUGAUGAGGAGAUAGUUGAAGUUAACACAACAGUUGUGAAUGAAUGGAGUUCAUCAGAUGAUGAUAUUGGUGAAGUGAAUAUUGUGGAUGGUGAAGUGCAUGGUGUGGAUGCUUUAGUAGACGUAAACGUCCAGUGUGACUUUAGUCAAAGAGAUAGUUUAGGCAAUAUGGAAGUUGAUUGCAGCGUUAUUUCUGAGUCAGAUUUGGAACAACAUCAUGAGUCAGAUUUAGAAGAACAUGAAAUUAGUGAUACUAGUUUAUUCAAUGAUGAAUGGGAGUUUGAGGAGUUAACUUCUCCUGAUAUAAGUGAUGUUGAAGAGGGAUAUGGUAAUUUUGAUACAUUCAUUAUGCAUAAAAAGAUGGUUGAUUUCAAGUGGGAGGUGGGAACAUUUUUUGGGUAAAAAGUGGACAUCUUGGAUGCCAUCAGGACAUACUCACUAGAGAAGGGAAAAAAACUCAAAUUUAUUAAAAAUGAUAACAGAAGAAUAAGGAUUAAGUGUAUGGGAGCAAAAGGUGAAUGUCCUUGGAUGACAUAUUUUGCUAAUAUGGAGGCAAUAGAUUCAUGGCAGUUAAGGAGUUUGGUUGAUGGUCACACAUGCAGUAGGGAGCAUAAGUUGGGUGUAUUAAAUGCAAGAUGGUUAAGUAAAAAAUUGGAAAAGACAGUAAGAGAGAAUCUAGGCAUUAUUAUUAUUAUUAUUAUUAUUAUUAUUAUUAUUAUUAUUAUUUAUAUUAUUAUUAUUAUUAUUAUUAUUAUUAUUAUCCAUCUCUCUGCUACUGUUGUCGAUGCCUGCUACGACUGUCUGCUACCUGCUACCGCCGUCACUUUUAAUGCCUACUACUCUUUUAGUGUCGUCACUCCAACUGCUAUUUUAAUGAAAAUCACUUGCUCUGACCUUCCUUUCCUUUACAUUUUGCUUUGCUUUCUCUUUAACAAUGUAAGUAUUGCUUUGUUUAUUUUAAUUUCAACUUCUGCUUUCUACUACUCUUCGCUGUUUGUUAUCUAACAUUUUUUUGGUCAUGACGAACAUACUCUCAUGGGUUUAAAUCUCCAUUUUGAACCUAUCGGAAACUGAUAACCAUGUUAUCAAAUGACGAAUCGUUU